Adineta steineri is the source of this 606-nucleotide messenger RNA. The record is from the annotation of a GenBank genome assembly. Lineage: Eukaryota; Metazoa; Rotifera; Eurotatoria; Adinetida; Adinetidae.
AUGUUUAUGCGUCGUGUAACAACAGUGUUAUUUUGUAUAUCAAUCACCCUGUAUCUAUUAAAUGUCAAUAACAUUCAAAAGAAAACAUUUGAAGGUAUCAGAAUUGGCCUAGAAUUAACUAUUGAGUAUCUAAUCGAUCUUCAUUUGUAUUUUGGAAAUAAAUUUAUUGAAUAUAAAAUAUCAAAAUAUGAUAAUGAAACUUUAAAACAACCCAAUACAACUAAAGUUCAAGAUGAUUAUAAUUGUCCUGAUCAUCAAUAUAAAAUUCGAAUCAUUUCACGUAGGCCAUUAAUUAUUUAUAUAGAAAAAUUUCUUACUGAAGAUGAAAUGAAACAUUUUAUUGAACUAGGAGAAGCACGGUUUAAAGCUUCUGCAAUAGUAGGUAAUGAUGGAACACGUGUUUUGGACGAACGUCGGACAUCAAGUUCAGGUUUUAUAGAACGUCAUGAGACACCUAUUGUCAAAUGUAUUGAACAACGUUUUGCUGAAUUUCAAGGUAAUGUUGAUGUCGAACAUCUUGAACGAUUGCAAGUCGUCAAAUAUCUUGAAUCACAAGAGGCAUGCAACAUUCUUUUCUAUCUUAAUAAUAAAAGUUCAAUUAAUUAA